Camelina sativa (false flax) is the source of this 1613-nucleotide messenger RNA. Its product is annotated as U-box domain-containing protein 45-like. Lineage: Eukaryota; Viridiplantae; Streptophyta; Magnoliopsida; Brassicales; Brassicaceae. The record is from RefSeq and is a predicted model, not a curated record. Gene Ontology annotation, molecular function: protein binding.
AGUAUAAAUAUACACGUACUAUGUAACCGUUGGCCAACGUCCUUUACUCAUACGUCUCUCUCUCUCUCUCUCUCUCUCUCUCUAUCUCAGCAGAUCUUUUUUUCUUUCAUUCUUUCUCGUGAAAUGGACCUCGCCGGAGAAACAAACAGCCACAUCUCCACCGUCGCUUCUUCUUCCUCUUCCUCCGUAUCAUCAAUCGACACGAGCCUCGAUUGCGAUUCGCCACGUGGCGGAGAUGUAGACCACGAAUUGCUCCACCACCACCACCACACCGCGGCGGCGGUUUCUUCGUCGUCGGUUUCGGUUUCUUCGUCUUCUUCCGCUUCAAUCCAAAGAGUUCUCAGUUUAAUCCGAUCCGAGGAUUCAGAUUCGAGGCUGUUUGCAGCUAGAGAGAUCCGUCGGCUAACAAAGACGUCUCACAGGUGCCGCCGACACUUUUCCCAAGCCGUGGAACCUCUCGUUUCGAUGCUCCGAUUUAAUUCGCCUGAAUCUCACCACGAGGCUGCUCUACUUGCUCUCCUUAACCUCGCCGUCAAAGACGAGAAGAAUAAAGUCAGUAUAAUUGAAGCUGGUGCUUUAGAGCCAAUCAUCAACUUCUUACAAUCAAAUAGUCCAACACUUCAAGAGUAUGCUUCUGCAUCUUUGCUCACUCUCUCCGCGUCAGCAAACAACAAACCCAUCAUUGGAGCUUAUGGUGUGAUUCCUUUAUUAGUCAAUGUGAUUAAACAUGGAAGCCCACAAGCUAAAGCUGAUGCGGUAAUGGCCCUUUCCAACCUCUCUACACUCUCCGAUAACCUAAGCAUGAUCCUAUCCACUAAACCACUCUCACCGAUACUGAAUCUUCUCAAAUCAAGUAAAAAGUCAUCGAAAACAUCUGAGAAAUGUUGUUCUCUGAUAGAAUCCUUGAUGGUUUCUGGCGAGGAGCCGAGAUCAGGGUUAAUUUCUAACGAAGGUGGAGUUUUAGCGGUCGUGGAAGUUCUUGAAAACGGGUCAUUACAAGCACGGGAACACGCGGUUGGCGUGCUAUUAACGCUGUGCCAAAGCGAUAGGAGUAAAUACAGAGAGCCAAUUCUUAAAGAAGGUGUGAUACCGGGACUGCUUGAGCUCACGGUUCAAGGGACAUCGAAAUCUCGGACUAAAGCUCAAAGACUUCUGUGUCUGCUUAGGGACUCGGAAAGCCCUAGAUCAGAGGUUCAACCUGAUACAAUAGAAAACAUAGUGUCAAGCUUAAUCUCUCACAUAGACGGAGAUGAUCAAUCCGGUAAAGCGAAGAAGAUGCUAGCGGAAAUGGUGCAAGUUAGCAUGGAAAAAAGCUUGAGACAUCUACAAGAACGUGCUUCUACUCUUGUCCGUCCUUAAACCUGUGAUCCCCAAAAACGCAGUCCCGAGGUUUCUUUCCAAGUAUUUACUGUGGUUUGACCGGAUAAGGGUGGUGAAGGUUGAUAUAUGCCAGUCCAGUUGCCGGCGUUUUGGUUCUUAGUGACUGGUUUUUUUUCUUUUUUUUUUUACUCAAAAGUGUUCAUAAUAAAAAGCUUUCUGCAAUUUUAAAGUCUUUUUGUGUGUACAUUACUACUAUAUAUACAAACGCUUUUACUUUUAAAAAGUUUCAUUGA